GACGGAUUUUCAAUCAACAACGUCCCAUUCCGUCCACCAACGGUCCCGGUUCUGCUUCAGAUCUUGAGCGGAGUGCAGAAAGCGCAAGAUUUGUUGCCACAGGGCUCGGUAUAUGGUGUUCCGCUCAAUAGGACCAUGGAGAUCAAUCUGAUGGGAGGGAUGGCUCAUCCGAUGCAUUUACACGGUCAUACCCUUGACGUUGUCAAGAGCGCGGAUAGCUAG
Molecule: messenger RNA, 222 nt
Organism: Guyanagaster necrorhizus
Lineage: Eukaryota; Fungi; Basidiomycota; Agaricomycetes; Agaricales; Physalacriaceae
Exons: 3
Molecular function (GO): oxidoreductase activity; copper ion binding
Source: RefSeq, a predicted model, not a curated record